AUCCAGGCAGGGUGGCAUCAGUAUAGAUAUAUAUCCUGACAUCCACUGAAUACAACAGUGCCAGCUGUGUCCCACAGUCCUUCUCUCCUGGGUCCGUUCUUCAAGGGAAGAAUAAAUUGGAUGCUGUCCUGAGCUGUUGGAAGUCCUGGAAGAGGUGGAGUUUUCCUUUGUCACUGAAGGAGGAAUUUGAAAUCCCAGGGCAUCUCACGGAGACACAAGAAAGCAAAGAUGGAAAUAUUUCACAAACACCAGGGUGAAGGUAAAGUCCGAAUUUCCUAUGAGCUCUCAGAAGGGGAAAAACUAGGCACAAGCAACAGAAAGGUGCAGGUGAAGAAAUACCUGGAUAGCCUUGGGAUUCCCUGUAAUCUGGAAGAUGUGCCCAAUAUCGCCAUCCUGGGAGCUGGGGGAGGUCUGCGGGCCAUGAUCGCCCUGCAUGGAACCCUGCAGGAGCUACAAAAGCAUGGUCUCCUGGGCACCAUCAUGUACCUGUGUGGGGUCUCAGGUGCAACAUGGUGCAUGUCCUCUCUCUACAACAAUGGGGACUGGGCAGAGAAAUUGCAGGCCUUGGAGAAACACAUGUGUGAUACACUUACCAAAUCCACCUGGAACCUCAGAAAGGCCGUGGAAAUGCUACUCGAGGCAGCUAAGGAUGAAGACUAUUCCCUGACUGAGUUCUGGGCCUACACUGUGGUCUAUGGAAUGUUACAUGAGCUGGAUAAGGGGCACUUGUCGGAACAGAGGGGUGCGUCUGAGAAUGGAAAUAAUCCCUACCCCAUCUAUGCAGCUGUGGAUGAACGAAGUUUCUGCAAAGUAACUGAAUACUCUCCAGAAACCUGGUUUGAGUUCACACCUCAUGAAGCCAGCUUCCUUGGCUAUGGAGCAAGUGUACCCACGGAAUACUUUGGAAGUGAAUACAAGAAUGGGGCGCUAAAGAAGCAGAAAGAAGAGAAAAACAUGAGUUACCUACAAGGUUUGUGGGGAAGUUGCAUUGGCAGCAAAGAAGAAAAUGAAAAAGUCAUAAAGGAUAUGUUCUUUGGCAUCUUUAAGGGAAAAAGAGGAUCGGAUUCAUCAUUCUCGGUGGCUAACAAAAGUGAUUGGGAAGGAACUUUGGAGGGGUUUCCAGCACCCACCCUUGAACCUGAAGCUGACAGGAAAAUGUUGGAAAUCUCCAAAAUUCUUGUGGAACAAGAAAACCAUUUCCCAAGUAGCCUGAUAAUACUUUCCAUCAGCCCUAAUACUGAUGUGUCCAUAUUGCCAGUUGAGGAAGAUGAUAUUCAGGGUACUAUGGGCAGUUCAAUUACUGGAGAAAUUGUGAGUGGCAUUGGCUCAGCAGUGGAUUUAGCUAGGAUGUUGUCUAAAACCACUUACGAUCUCUUGCACUGGAAAUGGGGAACCAAUAGUAACUUUCUUUACAAAUACUCUGGUAUUGACACUCCUGAGCUGGUGAACAAUAAAGUCAUCUCCUUGGUUGAUGCUGGCAUAGCCAUAAACUGUGCUUACCCCCUGGUUCUCCGCCCAGACAGGAAAGUGAAACUGAUCCUCUCCUUUGACUAUGGACCUUUUGAUCCGUUUCAGACACUCAAGCAAGCUGCCAAAUACUGUGAAGAAAACUGCAUCCCGUUCCCUAAGGUGGACGAGAAAUUGCUCCAAGACCCAGAUAACCCGUCUGACUGCUACAUCUUCAGAGGAGAGGGUGCUCCUACCGUCAUGCAUUUCCCACUUUUCAACAAAGUGAAUUGCCCAGGCUAUGUGAAGGAAUGGAGAAUUAAAUUCACCCCCAUUCGCUUUCUCUACAAUGAGGGAGACAUCCACAUACUCCUCCAGUCAGCCAGACUGAAUGUGUUGAACAACAAAGACAAGAUUCUGCAAGAGAUCAAACAUAUUGUGGCUUGCUCCAACAAGAAGACAAGCUCUUAAGAAGACUUUUUUUCAUCUAUGCUCUGCAUAUGUUAAAGCCACCCAGUAGAUUUUGCAAACUACAGAAUUGUCACCUGGCUGGAAAAUGUCAUUAUUUGGGAUCACAGUGGGGUGAGGAGUCUCAGCUUCUGCUAUGAGAGCACUAGUACCUAGCUCAUGAGUUAACCCCGUGACUUGACUGCACUUUAGUUCAGCAAUUCUGAUUCUGCGCAUUAGUCAAAGAAAAGUUCUCUCUUGGUAUAAAUCAUUCUUUGCUUUCUGUUGUGAAUUGUUGCUCAAUCAGUCUCUGCUCUGUGUGAUGCCAGAUGCCUUGUCUCUUGCCACACAAUUAAUGUUCAAUCAAUAAAGCCUAUAACAUCACAGGAUUUGCACACAGUGCCUCUGUCCUAGAAACAGCCAGCAAAGGCACAAGCAUCUGUGGUAAAAGCCAUCUCCCCUAGCUCUUCUCACGCUAUAGGUCCUUUGAUACAUAGAGGGGUUAGAAAAAUGAGAACCUAGUUUUGUGGGCAAAGAACAUUUUCAUCUCUAAGUUCUAGAUGUAUGUUUUGUGAAAAUAUUAUUGAAAAUGUUCUUGAAAUAGUUAGCACCUUUUUUAACAGAA
Messenger RNA from Mauremys mutica (yellowpond turtle), 2518 nucleotides. Its product is annotated as cytosolic phospholipase A2 gamma-like. The transcript has 17 exons. Gene Ontology annotation, cellular component: cytosol; nucleoplasm; nuclear envelope. Lineage: Eukaryota; Metazoa; Chordata; Testudines; Geoemydidae. Bases 229 to 1917 code for a protein of 562 amino acids. Gene Ontology annotation, biological process: glycerophospholipid catabolic process. Gene Ontology annotation, molecular function: calcium ion binding; calcium-dependent phospholipid binding. The record is from RefSeq and is a predicted model, not a curated record.